AUGUUGACUCCCAUUUUGACAAGAAUACAUCUACGUUAUGUAAACGCGUCAAAUAAUUCUCCCGGUUCGGUAAUAAUCAUAUUCUUUAUUGAUGAACUGUUAUACUACUAUAUUCUUAAAGAAUCGAAAGUGCAAUUAAAAGAGAAACUAGAAUUUCUUAAUGAGGUCAAAAGGAUGAAUCUUACACCAUUAGAUAAAGUGUUGACAAAGAAGAAAAUCGUCAACAGCACGAGGUCAGAAAAAGAAUUAGGGCGAGUUAAUGCACCUCAAGCUGUACUUUCGCACUCUCGAAAUCGCAAAGUGGAUGGAAUGUAUCUGUCACUACAAAUGCGAAGCUAUAAUGUAGUGAACAAAGAGUAUUGUUUUAAGUGA
Molecule: messenger RNA, 372 nt
Organism: Brugia pahangi
Lineage: Eukaryota; Metazoa; Nematoda; Chromadorea; Rhabditida; Onchocercidae
Source: the annotation of a GenBank genome assembly